CCCUGACCCUGUCUCCCGUCCCCCCCCAGCGGAUGACCGACAAGUGUUUCCGGAAGUGCAUCGGGAAGCCGGGCGGCUCGCUGGAUAACUCGGAGCAGAAGUGCAUUGCCAUGUGCAUGGACCGGUACAUGGACGCCUGGAACACCGUCUCACGCGCCUACAACUCCCGGUUGCAACGGGAAAGAGCCAACAUGUGACCAGCAGCCCUGCCAACAUGCCCCCUGCUUGGGGCGAGUGACUUGAUUCCUGGACUAGCCCGAGUGGCCCUGUGAGAGCGAACGGGAAGGCGGGGGGAGAGGAAUCCCUGUGAUUGGUUAAUGCGGCAUCGCCACCAUGGCAGACAAUAAACCGGCAUCUGGAGUGUC
Molecule: messenger RNA, 365 nt
Organism: Pelodiscus sinensis (Chinese soft-shelled turtle)
Lineage: Eukaryota; Metazoa; Chordata; Testudines; Trionychidae
Source: RefSeq, a predicted model, not a curated record